Xyrauchen texanus (razorback sucker) is the source of this 2190-nucleotide messenger RNA. It is a transcript of the gene creg2, whose product is annotated as cellular repressor of E1A-stimulated genes 2. The record is from RefSeq and is a predicted model, not a curated record. NCBI's taxonomy places the organism in Eukaryota, Metazoa, Chordata, Actinopteri, Cypriniformes, Catostomidae. Bases 112 to 942 code for a protein of 276 amino acids. The transcript has 4 exons.
UGUGGUCACUUACAGUACUACUACGUAACGCAGUAUCUUAGGUUAUGAAAUCAACAUGUUUCCCAUGCAGUUUUAAAAUACAGGGGCGCAGCGCUAGAGAAUCUAAACGCUAUGAUGUUACUUCAUCUUCUUAUUGCAUUAAUGACACUGUGUGUGGGUGAGUGUUACACCAUCAGAAGCUCGGUCUCAUGGGCUGUCACGAAUGAUGUGGUGGAUGAAGAGCUGGACACGCACUCGGACGAGGCGCCCGCUGUACUCGUCGAUAAUAUUGGGAUCUGGAAACAAGCCUAUCCGUCCUCUGUUUAUCGGGACGCUUCAGAGAAGAAAGCUGACCAGAGAUCGAAAAGCGAGGACGUUUCAUCGGCGUCCCGUGUGUUUUCAUACCGAAUGGAGGAGGUGAAAGCCCCGUCCAGUGUCCCGGAGCCUCCGCCACAUGAAGAGACAGCGAGAGUGGCCCGAUAUAUGGCCCAUUACAGCGACUGGGGUCACCUCGCCACAAUCUCCACGCAAGAACAGAUAAAAGGACUUCCAUUUGGAAACAUCUUCUCUGUCAGUGACGGUCCCCUUGACAACAGCACUGGAGUUCCUUAUUUCUAUGUUACGCCCAUGGACAACACUGUAACGGAUCUGCGCAGCUUUCCUUUUGCUUCCUUAACGUUUUCUGAGGCAGAGGGAGAUUUCUGCAGGAAGCAGGUUUAUGACCCGGAGGACCCUAGGUGUGCUAGACUCACUUUGACUGGUAAAAUGGUGGAAGUGGGACCAGAGGAGCUUGACUUUGCUAAGGAGGCUAUGUUCUCCAGGCAUCCUGUCAUGAAGAAGUGGCCCCAUGGACAUAAGUGGUUUUUCAUGAAGCUGGUUCUGCAGCAAGUUUGGCUACAGGACUGGGUUGGAGGAGUCUCUCUUAUUCCGCUUGAAGAGUAUUUCAAAGCCACACCUUUCUGAGGAAAUAAACAACAACAUUCUAUAAUUAACACAGUAAAAGCAUAACUGAACUGAAUAAAGACAGAAGUUGGUUACAAUUUUUGUUUUUAACUGCUUCCAACAAGAUGCAUUUGCCCUGGCCAUGACCCUGGUUUAGUGUCACAGGGCUUUUUCUCCCAAACAUGUUCCUGAGGAUUUAUUGAAUGUAUGAAUUAUCUGAACAGUGCAUAUGGCAGUACAGUAAUUCCAAAAACGCUCAAGGUUUGGGGCAUUUAUCACAUACUCUAUGCUAAGUAGCACUACAUUUGAAGAAUUUAUGUUUCUUAAUUUUUGUGUCAAAGGAAAGUUAUUAAUUCAUUAAACACAAACAUUCAAAUCACUCAUAUCAAAUUAUACCACAGGCCUUAACAAAGUAAAGUAAUCUGUGUCCGGCAUACACAUACAGAAUACUAGUAAGUGGAGAUUUGAUUUGUCAAAUUUUUCUGAAACAUAAUUUACAUUGUUAAGGAUUUUAAAUUUCAUCAACCGCUGAAAUGUGGAAUAUAAGUUAGCACUUUUGUAUUGUUUUGGAUUGUGCAGAACAUUUUUUUCAUUGGGAUUGAUAGGGUCUAAUGCUUUCCUACAUUUCAUGUUCAUUUUCAUGUCUGCAUUUAUCUCUAAAGGAAAGUGACAUACAUGACCUCACUACCUAAAUUAACUAUAUCUAAUAUCUGUUUGUGCCUUGCAUUGCUUUUUAACAUUGUAAUACAUGUGCUGCACAAAUCAAAUAAAAAGUAUUAAUAAUAUACAGUAUAUUAUGUGGAAAAAGCUGUUAGUGUAAUUUUGUGGUUGACAGUUUUAGCCUUUUAAUUUGAAUGAAGAAUUAAUAGUGUAGAUUAGGAAUGGAAUGUAGGAAUGUUUAUACAGAAUUGAGCUUAAAAUAAUAGUACAGAGAGACUGAAGCAAAAGUAUUAUUUGCCUUACAUAACACCAGGGUUGUAUGCCAAUCAGAAUUGAAUUAACAAUGACUUUUACAUUCUAAUUCACUUCCUGAAUUUGAGGGAACAAACAGGAUGCAGACUUCUGAAAUUCCUAUUACAGUACAUUUAUUUUAAUACAUAGGACUAUUUCAAUACACAUAAGAAAUUAGCUUAUAUUUUAUGGAGAAUGAAAAACAGUUUCAAUUUACCCCAUUUGUUUAUAUAUAUAGUUAUCUGAAAACAAUGUGAUUUGCAUUUUUUGGUGACAAAUAUGUCCAUUCAUUUAUGUCAAAAAUGUCAUGCAUAUCAG